GGCUCUCAAAGAAUGAAGAAUAAACACAAGAAACACAAAAUUUUUAUAUCGGUGUUAUUCCAGCUGCAACUCUGGGACAUGUUUUUUGUUGGUUGCUCUUCGUGAGGCUUUGCCACCCCCGUUUUGGAGUUCAGUCACUUCUUCUAAUUAUACUUGGAAACUACUUGGCAGCCAGAGAAGCCUUCACAACAGUAAUAGCCGAGCGGUGCGGAGGGGAAACUCGGAUUAUGUUUCUCAGGCGGACGGCAUAACUAUUAACAAUGGAUAAGUGCAAACACGUUGGGCGACUGCGGCUUGCCCAGGACCAUUCCAUACUCAACCCUCAGAAGUGGCAUUGUGUGGACUGUAAUACUACAGAGUCAGUGUGGGCCUGCCUCAGCUGCUCCCACGUGGCUUGUGGAAGGUACAUCGAAGAGCAUGCGCUGAAGCACUUUCAGGAGAGCAGUCAUCCCGUUGCGUUGGAGGUGAACGAGCUGUACGUGUUCUGCUACCUGUGCGACGACUACGUCCUGAAUGAUAACGCGACCGGGGACCUGAAACUGCUGCGGAGUACGCUGAGUGCCAUCAAGAGUCAGAAUUACGACUGCACCACUCGCAGUGGAAGGAUUCUGCGGUCUAUGGGGGCAGGCGAUGACUCUUACCUUUCCCACGGCGGCGCCCAAGCUCUGCUUCGCAACGAAGAUCAAAUGUUUACCGCUCUCUGGCACAGGAGGCAUACUUUAAUGGGCAAAGUGUUUCGAUUUUGGUUUGAACAGACCCCCAUGGGGAGAAAGGUACUGGAAGAGGAAAGGCUGCGGGAAGAAGCAGAAGCCAAAAGGGAGGAAGUGAGGAAAAGACGGCAAGAGCUGAAGCGGCAGUUGAGGGCAGAGAUGGAGCGAUUGCCUCCGAGGAAGAGCUCUCGCUUGCAGCGCCAGGCCACGUCGGCCUUCGAGAACGCGGCGUCACCUCACGUCCCAGCCUCACCGGCGAAACCAACCCAACUAUCUACCUCAGGCGAAAUAAAGCCCCAAAAGAUAGGCGAGUCUCCAGUUAAACGAAGGCCGACGGUGACUCCCGGUGUAACCGGACUGAGAAAUUUGGGCAACACCUGCUACAUGAAUUCCGUUCUGCAAGUUUUGAGUCACCUGCUGAUUUUUCGGCAGUGCUUUCUAAAGCUCGACCUGAACCAGACCCAAGAGCUGCUGGCUACGGCUGCUGGUGGGAAAACGAGAUCCUCAUGUAAACCCCCGCCCGGCUCCGAUUCAGCGAUUCCAGCACAGGAGAACCCAGAGAAAGUGACCGGCUCCCCGCUCUCCAGGCGUCCAAGUUUAUCUUCGGGCUUGAGCGGCGGGGCAUCGAAAAGUAGAAACAUGGAACUUAUUCAGCCCAGGGAGCCCAGUUCAAAGUACAUUUCACUUUGUCAUGAACUGCAUACUCUCUUCCAAGUUAUGUGGUCCGGAAAGUGGGCAUUGGUGUCUCCUUUCGCUAUGCUCCACUCGGUGUGGAGACUGAUACCGGCCUUUCGCGGCUACGCCCAACAAGAUGCUCAGGAAUUCCUUUGUGAACUUUUGGAUAAAGUACAGCAUGAACUGGAGGCAACCGGUACUGGAUACCCUGCUCUUAUUCCCAGUUCUCAAAGGAAACUUAUAAAACGAGUUCUGAAUGUGGUGAAUACCAUUUUUCACGGACAGCUUCUCAGUCAGGUAACAUGUCUUGCAUGUGAUAACAAGUCAAAUACAGUAGAACCUUUCUGGGACCUUUCAUUGGAAUUUCCAGAAAGAUACCACUGCAAUGGAAAAGAAAUGGUCUCCCAGUAUCCGUGUCUGGUUACGGAAAUGUUGGCCAAAUUCACAGAAACCGAAGCUUUAGAGGGGAGGAUUUAUGCGUGUGACCAGUGUAACACAAAACGCAGGAAGUUUUCCUCAAAACCAGUUAUACUUACAGAAGCACAGAAACAGCUUAUGGUGUGUCGACUACCUCAAAUUCUGAGACUACACCUCAAACGAUUCAGGUGGUCGGGACGUAACCAUCGAGAGAAAAUAGGAGUGCACGUGAGCUUUGAUGAAAUUCUCAACAUGGAGCCCUAUUGCUGCAGGGAGUCGGUCAAAUCCCUCACGCCGGAGUGUUUUAUGUACGAUCUGUCUGCUGUGGUGAUGCAUCACGGAAAAGGAUUUGGCUCAGGACACUACACCGCCUACUGCUACAACUCAGAAGGAGGAUUCUGGGUACACUGCAACGAUUCCAAGCUCAAUCUGUGCACUAUGGAAGAAGUAUGCAAGGCACAAGCUUAUAUUUUGUUUUAUACCCAGCGAGUUACUUGGGGAAGUGAACAUUGUCAAUUCUCAACUGAGGCAUUGCCCAGUUGCCCACAGCACAGUGAAGAAAUUGAGAAUUCUUCUAACGAAGGCAGGAGCUGAUCCACAGACAAUGAAGGGUUUUUUUUGGUAACUUGUACAUAUAUGAACUGACUGAUUUUUGUACUUUUUAAAUUUUCCUCUUGGUGAAUCAGUGUACACUAUUGUUUAUACAUUCAGCCAGUUGAAACAAGUGGUAUAAUUUAACAUAUAUAUUGCCAGAAGGAAAUUUUUUUAAAAGCACCUGAAUUUCUUAUACAACUAUUUUUUUAAAGAAAAGUAUCUAAAUUUUACCUUACCUCAGGAGUUUCCGCUUUUUCUAUUUUGAUAGUCAUCUAUUUGGUUUUUAAAGAUUGUGUUUUUUUAUUGGGUGGGUGAUUUUAUGUAAUGCUGGUUUUAGCACGUGUAAGAAAUACCUUUUAGCAGACCUUUCCUACUGUAUCGACUGAUUUCUACCAGCUCUGGAAAUUAGCCAUUUUCUGGUUUGACUGGGUAGCUCACCAAAAAUGUAUUUCCCCCAGGAUUGGUAAUGUUAAAGCAAAUUGAUUCCAACCAUCAGGCCUAGUUAGGUCACGCUCUUCACAAUUCAUUUACCUAACACAGACCAACUCAUCUUGAGAUAUUAUUUGCCUGAAAAAGCUAGGCCGUAAAAAAAAAAAAAAGGUCUUAGUUGUUGGAAAUAAUGAUUUAUGAGGCCAUGUGGCAGUCUAUUAAUGGGCUUGUAUAUUUAAGUGAAUUUAGUUCAUGGUUAAGGGAGUAGGCCAGAUGGCAAGUGAGCGGUAGGAUCUUUAAAUUGGUUUUUUUAAC
This is a messenger RNA of Tachyglossus aculeatus (Australian echidna), 3140 nucleotides long. It is a transcript of the gene USP44, whose product is annotated as ubiquitin specific peptidase 44. The transcript is spliced from 6 exons. Gene Ontology annotation, biological process: protein deubiquitination. Bases 261 to 2396 code for a protein of 711 amino acids. Gene Ontology annotation, cellular component: cytoplasm. The record is from RefSeq and is a predicted model, not a curated record. Lineage: Eukaryota; Metazoa; Chordata; Mammalia; Monotremata; Tachyglossidae. Gene Ontology annotation, molecular function: zinc ion binding; cysteine-type deubiquitinase activity.